CCUCUAGACUGGUCCCCACGAAAUCACAUGGACCAUUAUUAAGUAUCACAUGUAACAUUUACGUAUACAAGCCGACGUCUUUUGUAACCAAUUUUGAAUCUCGAAACCAUAUCCCUUUCAAUAAAUCGAUUGAUUCAUGGAGAAAUUCGUAGAAGUAUCAGAAGCAGAAAUACGAAUAGACUUUGCAUUAGGCAGCAAAUGUCGAGCUACAGUGUACCUCAAAUCACUUAUUGCAACCUCUCCAAUAGCCUUCAAAGUCCAAACUUCGUCUCCUCAUAAGUUCCUAGUCAAUCCACCCAGUGGCCUAAUUUCACCUUUAUCUUCAACCACAUUCCAAGUUAUUCUCAAACCACAAUCCCAACUCCCUUCAACUUUCCCUCGCUCCCCUUCUGACAGAUUCCUUAUUAGAACAAUACUAGCACCACAAGUACUCGAACCCAAUCAUUCCGAAUUCGUUAACUCCUGGUUCAGCUCAAUUGGGCAUCGUUCCACGACGUACGACAUAAAACUCAAGGUGGUAUUCGUGGGCCCCUUUCUUCUUCGCCAUGCUGUUAGUAACGGAGAUUCUGAAUCCGUUAGAAACAUUAUCAAACGGCAGCCAUCCGUUUUCUCUGAGUUUUCAACUCGGGAAACGGAGUCACUCCUCCGAGUUGCAAAGCAGCUGGAUAAUAGUAAAGAAAUUGUGAAUAUCUUGGUUGAGGGCGGAUUAAAAGUGGACGCGUGUUCUGAAUCAAACGUCGACGUUAAAUGGGUGUCAAAGGGGUGGACGGCGUUACAUAUUGCCGUUGCAAAUGAUAGGAGAGAAGAGAUUGAGAGGCUGCUGAGAGUGAACAGACAGCAGGGUUAUUUGGAUAGCAGAGAUAAGGAGGGAAGAACGCCGUUACAUUUAGCGGCGAGUAAAGGGUUAUUGGAAAGUGCGAAGGUGUUGAUAGGUGCAGGUGCGCAAGUGGAUGGGAGGAGCAAGGAUGGUAGAACGGCUUUGUUCAGAGCAGCUGCUAAUGGCGACUGUGAAAUGGUGAAGAUGCUUGUUGAAAUGGGCGCCGACCCUACUAUUACUGAAUUGCGUCUUGGCCGUUCGGCUCUUGAUAUUGCACGAGCUAAGGGCCAUGAGGUAGUUGUUAAAAUUCUCGAAAGAGGAGAAGCAGUGCUACAUGCAGCAAGACGUGGAGAUUUCCAGCUGCUCGAGGCGCUGCUCGAAAAGGGAGCAAGCACCAACUUCCGCGACCAAUAUGGUCUGACAGCCCUUCAUGUUGCAGCGAUUAAAGGGAACAAAGAUGCAGUAAUGAUACUCGCUGAAUUCAGAGCCGACUUAGAAUGCCAGGAAGCAGAAGGCCACACUCCCCUGCACAUGGCCGUCGAAGGUGGAUGUGCACAAACGGUAGAAGUACUGCUAAACAGAGGAGCCAAUGUGAAUGUUAGGAACAAGAAAGGUGAUACUCCUCUUUCUAUUGCCAGGUUUUUGGGUUAUGAAGAUAUAACGCAGCUGCUUGUUGAUGAGGGUGCUGUGCUUUCUCUUAUUCCCUCAAAUUCCUCCUCUCCCUUAUCUUGAUUCCUGGCUAUGAUAGAUUGUACUGCUUUUAUGAAUGGUACCACGCCGUUGACCAAAAAGUAAAUUUCGUCCCUUUCUUUCAAACAAAUCUUUGGUUACAAGCAAAUUAAAUGAUUCUUAUACAUACGAAAGUUAACGGUUAAGUUCAUAAAAAAAGAUAGGUAAAGUCCUAUAUUCAAGAAUAUUUUACCCAAAUUCAAGGUCAUGAUUUAAUAUAAUAAGUGUUUAACCAAAAAAUAGGAAUUUCGGUCUAAGCUUAAUUUUAGAAGAACUCGGGUUACUGAUAAUCAAAUAAGGAAAUAAUAAAAAAGAAGAAUUGAAUUGAAAUGUAGCUGAGUAAGCAAAAGAAAGCAAAGUAAAUCAGUGUAUUCCAAUAAUAAUUCGUGUCCCUUUACAAAUGUUAUUUCUCUCCUUUUAUAGCUAUUUUUAAGUAUUACAUUUCUUUCCUCUCAUAAUAGAGCCAUAAUGAGCAAUUAAUAGCAUUAAUGUAACAUUAUAAUUAGCAAUCGUAACUGUUUUGAGAAGAUUCUAUAACGUUUUCUGUCAUUGAUGCUCAUUAAUUACAGAUGAUACGUAUCUGUACUUUUUGCUAACUAGGUUCAUUCUUCCGAUGUCUCUUCAAGUUACCAAGAGAUCCGAGUAACCGUCCCUUCUUAUUUUUUGGUAUUCUUGCCCGUAUCUGUCAAGGUCCACAACUCUUUGAAUACUCUUUGCCAGUUGGCAUACUUUCAUUAAUCCACGUGUCUUGACAUGUCAGCACAUAAUUAAAAUCAAACGCUAACUUGAUUUUCCACAAUACA
Nicotiana tabacum (common tobacco) is the source of this 2349-nucleotide messenger RNA. RefSeq names its product protein VAPYRIN-LIKE. The record is from RefSeq and is a predicted model, not a curated record. Gene Ontology annotation, molecular function: protein binding. NCBI's taxonomy places the organism in Eukaryota, Viridiplantae, Streptophyta, Magnoliopsida, Solanales, Solanaceae.